Molecule: messenger RNA, 72 nt
Organism: Gryllus bimaculatus (two-spotted cricket)
Lineage: Eukaryota; Metazoa; Arthropoda; Insecta; Orthoptera; Gryllidae
Source: the annotation of a GenBank genome assembly
CGACUGCCGAAGAAGAAAGAUCCUGAAGAAAGAAGAUACAGAGGAAGACCAAGAAGGAAGUGGGAGGAAGAA